Protomyces lactucae-debilis is the source of this 1538-nucleotide messenger RNA. Its product is annotated as MFS transporter. The transcript is spliced from 2 exons. Gene Ontology annotation, biological process: plasma membrane lactate transport. Lineage: Eukaryota; Fungi; Ascomycota; Taphrinomycetes; Taphrinales; Protomycetaceae. Gene Ontology annotation, cellular component: plasma membrane. The coding region runs from base 38 to 1486 and encodes 482 amino acids. The record is from RefSeq and is a predicted model, not a curated record. Gene Ontology annotation, molecular function: secondary active monocarboxylate transmembrane transporter activity.
CGGCGACACUCAAUUGAUACCACAAAGCAACGACAUCAUGGGUGUUGCUCAGUACCUCAAGAGCCGUGUCACGGAGCUCAAUCCUGAACGACCCAUCAAACCCACCAACCCUUUCAAAGUCCUGGCAACCCUGAAUGCAUCUCAAUGGAACAACUUCCUGCUCGCCUUCUGUUGCUGGACCUGGGAUGCAGUUGACUUUUUUGUCGUCAGUUUGACCGUCACAGACGUUGCGAAAAGCCUUGGCAAGUCAACCACGGACAUCACCUGGGGCAUCACGCUCGUGCUCAUGCUGAGGUCCGUUGGUGCCAUCAUCACUGGCCUCGUUGCUGAUAUUUACGGCCGCAAAUACAUCAUGGCUUUUGUUCUAAUCAUGUUCUCUGUUCUGGAGAUUGGACUCGGCUUUGUCCACAAUAUGAAGGAGUUCCUGAUUGUCAGGGCACUGUUCGGUAUUGCCAUGGGCUCCAUGAGUGGUCUAGCUCAAGUCACUGCCCUAGAAUCGGCUCCACCUAAAGCACGAACUCUGCUUGGUGGUCUCCUCCAACAAGGUUACAGUACUGGGUACUUGUUGGCUACCUGCUUCGCGCGUGGUUUUGUCGACACGAAACUUGGAUGGCGCGGACUUGCCUUCUUCACCAGCGGUCCACCGAUCCUGCUCGUUAUCUGGCGUCUCUUGACACCAGAAACUGAUGCCUUCCUCGCAAUGAAGGCACAGCGCAUGCAGAUACCUGAUGAAGGCGGCUCAAAGGUUCGCAAGUUUGCCCGUGAAGGAAAGAUGGCUCUCCGCAACCAUGGAGGUAUCUUCACCAUAUUGGUCUUCAUUAUGAUCGGCUUUAACUUCUCGAGCCAUGCAUCUCAGGACCUGCUGCCGACCUACCUGAAACAACAACGCUCUUUUGACGCUGAUUGGGUCACCAUCACCAUGUGCAUGGCAAAUCUCGGCGCCAUCUGUGGAGGAUUCUUCUUUGGUUGGCUCGCACAGUUCAUGGGUAAGCGUUUAACCAUGAUGAUCACAUUCGUCUUGGGUGCGGCUUUACUACCAGCGUAUGCACUAUCGACUACCAAGCCUGGUAUUGUGCUCUCAUUCUUCUUUGAACAGUUUGCCGUUCAAGGGGGUUGGUCGGUAGUGCCGACACUUCUGUUGGAGUUGGCUCCACCCCAAUACCGAACAUUUGUUGCUGGUACCGCCUAUCAGCUCGGAAAUCUGGCUUCAUCGGCAUCGAGCACCAUUGAAUCCACGGUGGCACAGCAGUACCCAUUGCCAGGUGGCAAGCACAACUAUGGAAAAGUCAUUGGUAUCUUGAUGGGUUGUGUCUUUUCUUACUUGCUUGUCGUCAUUUUCUUGGCGCCAGAACGUGCAUACUCUGGACUCGCUGCCUCAGACGCCCUGCAAGAUGGAGAAGAUGAUCUCAAGGCAACCACGUCGAACCGAAGCGACGUGGAGAACAAAGGAACAGAUGAUCACAUUGAAUAUGUGACGAAGCGUUAAUGACAUAGCUUUCAUGCCCGUAUUAUUUAGUGAUGAAGCAGAUCCUUUUCAC